CAGACAUUAUAAUGGCGCUGUUCUUGACCGGCUACCUUUUACUUACCUUCACCCUUACCCUUUCUUUUUCUACCUUGCGCGUCUGGGCAGCCGGUAGGUGGCCUGAUGUGGUCGCACAAGAACUUGGGCCCCAGCUCUCCUCGCUGGCUUCAAUUAUAACCGAGCCUGGGGCUGUGGAGUCGGACUUUGAACGUUGGAGCGCGUACAGCGCGCCCCAGCCGGGGGUCGUGGUGUCGGUAGCCACUGAGGAGGACGUCGCAAAGACGGUGAAAUUCUGCGUCUCAAACUCAAUCCGAUUCUUGGCCCAGAAUGGAGGCCAUGGCUGGGCGGACACAUUUGACUUGGGACCCAAUAGACGCGGGCUGCUUAUCGACAUCACGCAGUUGAAUACGGUCGUAUUCAAUGCCAACCGGACGCAGGUUACCCUUGGCGGCGGGGUUUCCAUUGGUGAAGCGGUUGCAGCAGCAGUCGAGCAUGAUACUCUCAUACCUACUGGCAACUGCAACUGCGUCGGGACCCUAGGCGCUAUUCUAGGCGGGGGGUAUGGUAACCUUCUUGGCAUGGUCGGGUUCGGGGUUGAUAAUGUCUUGGAGUUGAAGGUAGUCCUUGCCGACGGGGAAGUGCAUACAGUAACGCCUGGCCGUCAGGGCAAGGAUCAUGAUCUGUUCUGGGCGCUCCGCGGCGCGGGCCCUAACUACGGGAUUGUCACUUCGGCAACCCUCAAGGCGUACCCCGUGGACUCUGCGACUAAUAUCACAGCGUGGAUGGGACAGCUUGUAUUCAGCGGCGAACAGGUAGAGGCCGUCGUGCAGGCUAUCGAGGAGCUGACUCUCACGCCCGAGAUGAACAUCUUCUUAUACUACAUGACAGUGAACGGCACGCAGAGGUUCAUCGCUACGCCGUUCUACUAUGGCGAUGAAGGCGAGGCACGAGGGCGAGCAGCUUUUGCAUCCCUUCUUGACAUCGGUCCGAUUGAAGACCAGACUGCUGAAGUGCCGUAUGCCCGCUGGAAUGAUGGGUCAGAUGGCUUCUGCACCAGCGGUGGGUAUAAGCCGGCUUAUUCUGCUGCCCUACAGACGCAGAACAGCGUUGUUAUUAUGGAAGCGUAUUCGCUGGACAGGGCCCGUGCUCUACCGGACGACUCCGCCGCGUUUCCGGGGCGGAGCAGGGUCAACUUCCAGGCUGUCGCUAUACCAUGGUACUAUGACCAGGGGCUGGAAAAUAGCGCGAUAGCUUGGGGGGAGACAAUGCGAGCUUUGUGGUGGGAGACUGAUGGGCUGGAUGAUCCGGCUGUGUAUGUCAAUUUUGCCCAUGGCGACGAGAACCUGACGACCAUAUACGGAGAAAACGUGGGACAACUGAGAGCCAUCAAGGCCAGGGUGGACCCCGAGAACGUAUUCAAUCAAUGGUUUAAUCUUGGUACUGGACGUCCAUAGAUAGAUGAAGGAUAGAUGAGAUAGCAGUCAACUUCACUAUACAUCACCACGGCACAAUCCCUUGAGGGCCAUAUAUCCGUCCA
Messenger RNA from Aspergillus nidulans FGSC A4, 1519 nucleotides. RefSeq names its product FAD-binding oxidoreductase. Bases 12 to 1436 code for a protein of 474 amino acids. Gene Ontology annotation, molecular function: oxidoreductase activity; FAD binding; flavin adenine dinucleotide binding. The transcript has 4 exons. NCBI's taxonomy places the organism in Eukaryota, Fungi, Ascomycota, Eurotiomycetes, Eurotiales, Aspergillaceae. The record is from RefSeq and is a predicted model, not a curated record.